Molecule: messenger RNA, 534 nt
Organism: Hansenula ciferrii
Lineage: Eukaryota; Fungi; Ascomycota; Saccharomycetes; Phaffomycetales; Wickerhamomycetaceae
Gene: PEX22
Product: ubiquitin-protein transferase activating protein PEX22
Exons: 1
Coding region: 1-534 (177 amino acids)
Source: RefSeq, a predicted model, not a curated record
AUGCCAUUAUCAUUUGAAAUCAACAAGAGAAAAAUCAAAAAUCUGGGAUUUAUUAGUGCUGCUAUACUGUUUGGAAUUGGUUGUAUAACUCUGUACAAAUCCAUUCAAAGUGAAGAAACUCCAAAUCAAUCCAAAUCAGAAAAUAAAGGUGAUAAAACCAAAGAAAUAGCCAAUAAAUACACUUCUAAACCAGUUACAAUAGUGGUUACUGAUUCUAUAAUAUCUGCAAAGUUAAGAUUAGGUGAAAUUUUAUCAUUAACUCAAGAUGUUGUAUUAGUAUUAGAUCCAAAUUUAAAUAAACAAGAUUUAAUUGGAAUUGAACCUCAACAAGAAUAUAAAAUUAUUGAAUGUGAAAGUUAUGAUGGUCUUUGGUCUAUUGUUAAACAUUUAAAUAGUGAAUUAAUCUUUGUUGUUAAAGAUGAUUUAAUUGAAGAUUUACCAAAAAAUUUAUCAAGAUUUGUUGGAGAAAUUAUUGAAUUAGAACAAAAUUUUGCUCAUAUAAAUCAAAAAAUAAUAUCAUAUAUUAUGAAUUAA